Molecule: messenger RNA, 1305 nt
Organism: Pocillopora verrucosa
Lineage: Eukaryota; Metazoa; Cnidaria; Anthozoa; Scleractinia; Pocilloporidae
Source: RefSeq, a predicted model, not a curated record
AUGAAACAAGUUUUAACUGAUGAGACAAAGUUUGACACAGCUGCUUUAAGGUACCACAAUGAGACACCUGAAUACUCAGCAGGACUGGUUGCAAUAAUUGGUUCCAUCGGCAAUGGAUUGGUGGUGACCGUUGUUACAAUUCUCCGCCGAAGAGGACAUAAGUCUAAUGUUCAGUUGUUUCUUUUGCACUUGGCCAUCUCUGAUCUGAUGGUGUGCUUGAUGUGUAUUCCUCUGACUCUUUUCAGCAAUUUCCACUACCCAACUAAAUACAGCUCCAUUGAAAACGGAGCUUGCAAGUUUUCACGAUUUGUACAGUACCUGACUCCAACCGUUUCCAUCUCUCUCCUAGCAACUAUAAGCAUUGACCGCUACAUGUCCCUGGCAAGACCUAUGGCCUCCAUUGCCUUGCGACCAAAACUUCUUACACCAUCUUGGAUGAUUCUGCUCGCGUGGCUCUACUCAGUAAUGCAAUUUACACCAACAUUUUACUUCACUGAUGUAAAACCCAUCACAGUUGAAAAAAACAAGACAGUGUAUUACUGCACCACAGUGCCAAACAAUAGUUUAUCUGGAUUGGCUUAUUUGAUGUUUCUUGCAGUGGCAUCUUUUGUGUUACCUUUGGUAACCAUGAGCAUCAUGUAUUACAAAGUCUCACGAGUUGUGUGGAGGAGACAAAGGAACCUUUCUAUUUCAUCCACAAUAAGUGCAAACACCGCUCAUCUUAGUGUGUUGAUACAAUCGAGGAGAAGAGUCAUUCGCGUUUUGCUUACGGUAGUGUUGGUGUUUCUGAUAUGCUGGUCACCAUUUGUGAUCUACUGUGGUUUUCUUGAGAAAACACUCAAGGGAUUCCCUAAUCCUAUGGAUGGAACUAGGCUGGCACUGUAUGGCCUGGGUCUUCUGAAUUCAAUGUGUAACCCUUUUAUCUAUUUUUUCAAUGUUGGAGGAAAAAGAAAUGAUGCUUUGAAAGAUUUGUAUCUUCAGAUUUAUAGUGAAAAUAAAUCGCGGCGUUCGUCAACAAACAGUCAAGGAGGAGAGAGGAAGAGCUCUCGCAAAUUGCAACAGUUUCGACUAAAAAAGAUGGACAGGGAAAAUUCGGUAAAGAAUAAACUUGAAAAGAACAGUGAAAAAAAUAGAAAUAAACUAACUGAUUUUCAAAUUCGAGAAAGCAUGGAAGAACUAUGGCAACCAUUCAGCGUAUGGCCACCAAUUGGAGAUCUUCGAGAGUCUGUGUUGUAGCAUUUUCCUAAAACUGAAGUCAGCAACCGUAAUUUAAAGAUUGAGACUUCCAAAUCUGUGCUUUUUAUC